UGUGUACAAAUUUUACUGCACUAGGAAAAGAUUACAUAUCUUCACAUUGCACUGCAUUUUUAUUAUUUGAAGGUGGAGCUAACAAGCAGUUUAUAAAGAGGUUACUGUCGGUUCUGCUCCACAUCCACUGCAUCUGUGGGAGCAGCUGUGGGGCAGAGGUAAAACCACACUCCUGAGGAAGAACAAACGCUCAGCAACGAUGGAGCUGUACUGCACAGAGCCCAGGAAACUGGACGAGUUCAUCAAAAGAAACUUGGAGCCAGUUGGAUUUAAUGCUGAGGUGAAGCAGGCUGUGCACAGAAUCUGUGAAUUUUUAAAGAAUCGAUGUUUCAUGCAUCAACCCAGCAUUAAAGUGAUCAGAGCUGUUAAGGGUGGGUCAUCAGGCAAAGGUACAGCCGUAAAAGAGAGCUCAGAUGCAGAUCUUGUCGUCUUCCUCAGUUGCUUCAAAAGUUUCCAGGACCAGAGAGACACCAGGCUUGGAAUUCUGGGGGACAUUCAGCAAAUGCUGGAAGAAUGCUCCAGGAGCCUUGCGUAUGAGAUCCGUGAUAUUACUAUCACCUCAAUAAAACAAAGCAGCAUCCCACCAAAAUCUCUGAGCUUUGAGUUGAGAUCAAAGAAAUCUUCAGAGAGUGUGUCAUUUGAUGUUCUGCCGACCUAUGAUGCAUUAAAGGGGAAGUCCAAUGCGAAUGAAGCACAUUGUGAAUUGAUCAGAUUUAGAAGCAGAAACAGCACCACAGAUGGAGAAUUUUCUGCCUGCUUUACUGAACUUCAGAGAGCGUUUGUAAAGAAGUAUACUUCAAAAGUCAAAGAUUUGAUCCGCCUGCUGAAAUAUUGGUACAAACUGUACGUGAAGCCACGGCAGUCAGAGUUGAGAGCCGGAACACGACUGCCACCAAAGUAUGCCCUGGAGUUAUUGACUAUCCAUGCCUGGGAACAAGGUAAUGGCAAGGAGAGAUUUGACACGGCUGAAGGGUUCCGCACAGUCCUGGAACUGAUCUGCAGACAUCGGGAACUGUGCAUCUACUGGACUGACUACUACGAUGUCACUAAUGGAUCCUUGGCAGAAUUUUUAAAAAAUAAACUCCGUGAGAGGAGACCAGUAAUUCUCGACCCUGCUGAUCCAACUGGAAACGUGGCUUCAUCAGGUGUCUGGGACGUGAUGGGAGAUGAAGCCAGGAAGUGCCUAAGAAUGCCUUGUGUCUCUGGCGUCAGUCCUUGGCAUGUCCAGCCAGUGAAGACAUUUGGAGUCACCCUGGGUGUAAUGGAGAUAUUUGUCAGAAAAGAUGGACGUGACCAGACGAUCCAGGUUUUGCCAGAUGACCAGGUUUCAAGUUUAAAAGAUAAAAUUGAAUCCCUGCAGCGAAUCCAGCGAAGCCAGUACUACUUAACCUUUCAAUCAACGCCGCUUGAAGAUGCACGUACACUGCAAUCUUAUGGCAUUAAGCACCAUUCUACCAUCCUUGUCAACCUGAGAUUGCGUGGUGGCACUGAGAUUCAACUUCCUAAUGCAGUGGAUCCUAACUGAACAGUUUGAAAAUCAAUGGCAGUGAUAAAGACCUGAAUUAGUUUUUCUCAUUUAAGGUUCCAUAUAACAAUUACAGCAUGGAAACAGGCCAUCUCGGCCCUUCUAGUCUGUGCCGUACGCUUACUGUCACCUAGUCCCAGCGACCUGCACUCAGCCCAUAACCCUCCAUUCCUUUCCUGUCCAUAUACCUAUCUGGUUUUUUUUUAAUGACAAAAUCGAACCUGCCUCUACCACUUCUUCUGGAAGCUCAUUCCACACAGCUACCACUCUCUGUGUAAAGAAGUUACCCCUCGUGUUACCCCUAAACUUUUGCCCCUUAACUCUCAACUCAUACCGUUUUGUUUGAAUCUCCCCUACUCUCAAUGGAAAAAGCUUAUCCACGUCAACUCUAUCUAUUCCCCUCAUAAUUUUAAAUACCUCUAUCAAGUACCCCCUCAACCUUCUAUGCUCCAAAGAAUAAAGACCUAACUUGUUCAACCUUUCUCUGUAACUUAGGUGCUGAAACCCAGGUAACAUUCCAGUAAAUCCUUUCACUUUUCUAUUUUCUAAUUAUGAUUUAUAAUUUAAAUUUUUAUUGUAUUUACUUCAAUUUGUACUUCAGGGAGUGUGAAGUACAGAAUCAAAUAUCACUGUGAUGAUUGUACGCUCUACUAUCAAUUGUUUGGUGACAAUAAAGUACUUGUAUUUGUAUUGUAAAUCUCCUCUGUACUCUCUCUAAUUAGUUGACAUCUUUCCUAUCAUUCAGUGACCAGAACUGUACACAAUACUCCAAAUUUGGCCUCACCAAUGCCUUGUAGAAUUUUAACAUUACAUCCCAACUCCUAUACUCAAUGCUCUGAUUUAUAAAGGACAGCAUACCAAAAGCUUUCUUCACCACUCUAUCCACAUGAGAUUCCACCUUCAGGGAACUAUGCACCAUUAUUCCUAGAUCACUUUGUUCUACUGCAUUCCUCAAUGCCCUACCAUUUACAAUGUAUGUCCUAGUUUGAUCAUUACUACCAAAAUGUAACACCACACACUUAUCAGCAUGAAACUCCAUCUGCCAUCUUUCAGCCCACUCUUCUAACUGGCCUAAAUCUCUCUGCAAGCUUUGAAAAACUACUUCAUUAUCCACAACGCCACCUACCUUACUAUCAUCUGCAUACUUACUAAUCCCAUUUACCACCCCGUCAUCCAGAUCAUUAAUGUAUAAGACAAACAACAUAGGACCCAUUACAGAUCCCUGAGGCACACCACUAGUCACAGGCCUCCAACCUGACAAACAGUUAUCCACCACUACUCUCUGGCAUCUCCCACCCAGCCACUGUUGAAUCUUUGAUUACCUUUGGUUAAUUACUUUGGUCGAAUCAGCAUUAACUGUAACUGAUGUGAGGCAGGAACUCUUGAAACACAUAUUGCAUAUUGUGUUCUUUCUGAUGCAACAUAUCCCAAGUUAGCUAACGUGACCAAUAUCUGAUAAUGGAACUGGGGUGAUUGGGAAGCUCGGAUGAUUUAUGCAUCGUGGGUACCUUGUCAGUGCACAAUCCCCACCCCCUCGGACCUCAUCAGACCCACGUGGACACUUCUCCCACAGUGCACUUUAAACUCUGGCAAACCCUAUGCUUGUCCACAAUUCUCUUGCACCACACACGGACAAAGUGAAUAGCCGUACCUAUUGAUCUUUGAAUCUAUUUAAUUAUUAUGCUUUUUUUUCUCAAGGCUCUUCUCUUAAGCGUCAUAAACACAAUGACUUGAAUCGAGUAAAAGAAUUUUUUUGUGAAUCCACAUCGGUACAAUGUGAGAAAUGGCAGCCAUUGGCUAUAUGUCAGGGAAGAAACUGCUGAAAUUAUCUGAAUAAUAAUGUCUUAAUAUGAUGUAAAUUCUGUUUUGUAUUGUUGGAAAUUCAGCAGUCAAUAAAUAAAGCUGUUUUAAUGUUUGAA
Molecule: messenger RNA, 3444 nt
Organism: Hypanus sabinus (Atlantic stingray)
Lineage: Eukaryota; Metazoa; Chordata; Chondrichthyes; Myliobatiformes; Dasyatidae
Product: 2'-5'-oligoadenylate synthase 1-like
Exons: 6
Coding region: 200-1525 (441 amino acids)
Biological process (GO): regulation of ribonuclease activity; negative regulation of viral genome replication; defense response to virus
Cellular component (GO): membrane; nucleoplasm; cytosol
Molecular function (GO): double-stranded RNA binding; 2'-5'-oligoadenylate synthetase activity; protein binding
Source: RefSeq, a predicted model, not a curated record